Messenger RNA from Symbiodinium pilosum, 864 nucleotides. NCBI's taxonomy places the organism in Eukaryota, Dinophyceae, Suessiales, Symbiodiniaceae. The record is from the annotation of a GenBank genome assembly.
AUGGCAGAUGCUUUGGAUGCGGCCCUCUCGGGCUUAAAGCUGGCCCUGGCUCAGAUGGUCAGUGAACAAGUGCAGCAGAUGAAGCUGCCGCUGGAAGCACGCAUGUCAGAGUUGGAGAAAGUGAACUUGAUGUUGCGUGAGCAGCUGGAGGAGAUGAGCACUCGCCUUGCAAAUGUCACAGACAUGAGCUCCGUCGCCUCCCCGCCCCUUACGCCCAGCACAGCAGUCCCAGCUGCAAACACAGCCCCACAAUCGCCAAGCCACGGCAAGGAGCGUCCUUCGCUAAUUCAGAUGGAGGAGCGGAAGCAAUGGUAUAUCGGGGCCAUUGUGCACCUGACAAGGCUGGAGAAGCUUCAAGCCCAGGAUACACAGCCAACAACAAUCAGCAUUCCGGAGGGCUGCAGUCAACCGGAAGGGCUUCAUGAUGCUCUGAUUCCAGAGUCAACAGCCAGCACAGCUAUGGAAUGCAAUGCUCCCAAAGAAGAUCUGUGGAGGCAUUACAAGCCCAGAGGUUUCACCGAAGUGAACAAGAGCAUGCGGGCGAAUUCCACGAUUCAUCUCCGCAAGGAGCCCCGCAAGGACGGCCCAUGCAGCGGCUUCAACAUAGAGGCUGGCACAUAUUUCACAGUGGAUGCCAUUGCAUGGGAUGGCAGAGUGCAAAUGUUCCGGGUAUCGUCCAAAGGCUGGGCUCCUGAGCUCACUCAGAAGGGCCAGCCAAUUCUGGAAGAGGUUACCUCGGAGCAGUCCAACUGGAACUGGGCCUGGGGCCAACAGAAGUCCAGGAACACGUAUGGACAAGGAUGGAAGACAUGGAAUGAGCCAUCCAGCAGCCACCAGGAGCAUCGCGGCCGAUCAUGGUAUUGA